Molecule: messenger RNA, 4316 nt
Organism: Electrophorus electricus (electric eel)
Lineage: Eukaryota; Metazoa; Chordata; Actinopteri; Gymnotiformes; Gymnotidae
Gene: pde11al
Product: phosphodiesterase 11a, like
Biological process (GO): signal transduction
Molecular function (GO): 3',5'-cyclic-nucleotide phosphodiesterase activity; protein binding
Source: RefSeq, a predicted model, not a curated record
AAUAAAUUAAAUAAAGAACGCGGAAUUUCACGUAUUUUUUUCUUACAAGCAUUUUUUUUUCGUAAUGACAACUUUUAAGUUUUCUGACAUUGAGGCGUUUUUGGAUAGCCACCCGGAUCUCGUUGAGGAAUAUCUUAUCCGCAAGGGAAAAUGCGACACAUUGAGCAGAUGGCUAAAGGAGCAUCAACCAUCCAAAACCUCUUCAGGGGAAGAAAAGCGAGAGGUCGCCAAAGACCCUCUUCGGCCCUCAAAUCCCGAAGGACUGAAACGUCGGGCGUCCCAUAUGGAGCUGCGGCAGAACUUCGCCCGGUCCAAACAGAUGACGGCGCACCUAACCUACGACGAGCACGUCAGUCUUUCCGCUCACGAAUCGCACUCCAGCGUGAGACGCCGCGCGCUUCUGCGGAAAGCCAGUUCCUUGCCCCCGACAACGGCGCACAUCCUGAGAGCCUUGCUCGAGUCCAGGGUCAGUGUGCCACAGUACGCCUCCAGCGCUAUCGACUACAAAUACAGGCUCAAGCAGUCGAACGAGAGAGAGUUCUUUCUCGAGUUGGUCAAAGACAUUUCAAAUGAACUCGACAUGACAAACCUUAGCUACAAGAUCCUUUUUAACGUGUGCAUAAUGGUGAAUGCGGACAGGUGUUCGCUGUUUCUGGUAGAGGGACCCUCUCACAAGAAAACGCUCGUGUCCUAGUUUUUUAAUGUGCACUUGGGAACCAUAGCGCGACCGUCCUCAAAUACCCUGAACUCCAACGAGGUGCAGGUCCAGUGGAGAAAGGGCAUCAUAGGCUAUGUUGCAGAGCACGGCGAGACUGUCAACAUCCCAAACGCGUACGAGGACCAUCGUUUUAGCGAUGAGAUUGACAAGCUGACAGGUUACAAGACUCAGUCAGUCCUGUGCACGGCCAUUUGUAACAGUGAUGGGGAGGUCAUCGGAGUAGUGCAGGCCAUCAACAAAAAGCCCCCCGGAACUCCUUUCACCGAAGAUGAUGAAAGGGUGCUUCAAAUGUAUCUCCCCUUCUGUGGAAUAUCGAUCUCCAACGCCAAGCUCUUCUCCGAGUCCCGCCGAGAGUAUGACAGAAGCAGGGCUCUUCUGGAGGUGGUGAAUGAUCUGUUUGAGGAGCAGACAGACCUGGAGAAGAUUGUGAGGAAGAUCAUGCAGCGAGCACUGAAGCUGCUGCAGUGUGAGCGCUGCUCCGUGCUACUGCUCGAGGACAUCCACUCGCCCGUGGUGAAGUUCUCUAAGACCUUUGAGCUCAUGUCUCCACUGUGCAGUGAGGAUCAGGAGAUAAGCAUGGAAAAGGUGUCAUGUUCUGAUUGGCUGAUCAAUAACAGUAUUGCUGAGCUGGUGGCAUCCACAGGCCUGCCCGUCAACAUCAGUGAUGUGUGUCAGGAUCCACGCUUUGAUGCUGAGGCUGACCAGGCUUCAGGUUUUCAUCUCAGAUCAGUGCUGUGUGUCCCUAUUUGGAACAGAACCCAUCAAAUAAUUGGUGUUGCCCAGAUUCUUAAUCGCUUGGACAGGAAGGCAUUCAACAAUGCAGAUCAAAGGCUGUUUGAGGCCUUCGUUAUCUUCUGUGGCCUUGGUAUUAACAACACAAUGAUGUACAACCAAGCAGAGAAGACCUGGGCUAAGCAGUCUGUAGCACUGGAUAUGCUGUCUUAUCAUGCUACAUGCUCAAAGGUGGAGGUGGCUCAGCUCAAGGCUGCCAAGAUCCCCUUGAGCAGUGAGCUGGGCAUUGACGAGUUCCACUUUAAUGACUUUUCGCUCGACAAUGAUGGCAUGAUCACUGCCUCCCUGCGGAUGUUCCUGGAGCUUGGGGUCGUGCAGAAAUUCAAAAUUGAUUACGAGGUGCUGUACCGCUGGUUGCUCACCGUGAGGAAGAACUACCGCACUGUGGUGUACCACAACUGGAGGCACGCCUUUAAUGUCGCCCAGUGCAUGUACCUCAUGAUCACAACUGCAGGGUUCCAGGAUGUUCUGACGGACACAGAGACUCUGGCACUGAUGGUGGGGUGUCUCUGCCAUGAUCUGGAUCACCGUGGGACUAACAAUGCCUUUCAGGCCAAGUCAGGAUCCGCACUAGCACUGCUGUAUGGAACGUCAGCCACCCUUGAGCAUCACCACUUCAACCACGCUGUCAUGAUCCUACAGAGUGAGGGUCAUAACAUUUUUGCCAACCUCUCCUCUAAAGAGUACAGCCAUAUGAUGCGGCUCCUAAAGCAGGCGAUUCUGUCCACAGAUCUCACCCUGUAUUUCCAAAAAAGAACAAAGUUUUUUAAGUGGGUGCUGUCUGGGGAGUUCAGCUGGUCAAAUCAAGAGCACAGAGACAUCUUACGGUCUAUGCUGAUGACAGCAUGUGACUUGGGUGCAGUGACUCGACCAUGGGACAUCUCUAAACAGGUGGCAGAGUUGGUGACCAGCGAGUUCUUUGAACAGAGUGACAGGGAAAGGCCUAAGCUGAAGCUGACACCAUCUGCAAUUUUUGACCACAACCGUAAAGACGAACUUCCUUCCCUUCAGCUGGAGUGGAUUGAUGGGAUUUGUAAGCCACUAUAUGAGGCUUUGGUGAAGUUGAAUAGGAAGCUCCAGCCAAUGGUAGAUGGGAUAGAUGCGAAUCGCAAGAAGUGGGAGGAACUCUGUCUGUCCUAUCAGCGAGCAUGGCAUGCCUUGGAACCCACCAAUCCUGGUCCAGAGGCAAGAGAAGAAAAAGAAUCCCAUCAAAGCACACAAUCUGUCGUGAGAUCAGAGACAUAUGAAACUUCAGUGACUAUUUAAAAUAAAGAGACCACCCACAGACUGGAACUGGAACUAGAGUCAAAUCAAACCACGUCUAAUCAAAAGUCAUCAUCAAUCGCAAUUGGUCAAAAAUAAGGGAAAAUGAAUUGAAAAAUGGAGAACAUUCUGCUUUUAGUCUGUAAAAUGGAAAAUCACAAAAUCAUUGCUUUGUAAUAUCUAAAAUGUUGAAAGCAUCAAAACCAAACACAACUCUGCAACAAAGCAAUAAAAUUGAAACAUUACUUGGUUUAUUCAUCAUAAUGGAGCAACCUUGCUUACUGGUUCAUAUGACAGUACUAAUUAAUGCCACUUACGUACCCUUGUCAAAAGCACAGAUGUUCUACAAUGAUGUGUUAGUCAGGAGACUUGUGGACUGCUUUUGGACUGUAGUUGUGAUGCUCUCUAGUUCUGUAGUCUUCUGUUUGUCUGUGUGUUGCUCUGUGGUGACUAGAUUGUUUCUAUUGCAUCAGUGAAAAUGCAAAAAUGAACUACAUCUAAUCACUGACACCAUAAUGGAUAAUGGUAUGGCUAAACUAUAUUUGAUCAUAAUGUGUGAAGAAGUUCAGGUCACAAGUCUGCCUGAAUAGAUAAUACUGUGAUCCUAAAUUAAAUUGAAUGUGUGAAUUGAUAUCACUGUGAUUUUAUGCCACUUGUUCAUUACAACACUCAAAGAAAGUUCUGCUAAUGUUUCAACGGUUGUUCAGUGUAUUGCCUUUUACCCAGUGUCACUACAUAUGAACUUUCAUCACAUUCAUAAUGCCUUUAUUCAUUUUCCUGCAUAGCCAAUACAACUACAAACAGUGCCAAUUCUACAACAUGGCAACUAUAUAAUGUAUUAUAUAUUCUGUAUGUUUGUUUUUAGUGUCCUCUGUUAAGAUUAAGAUUAUUGUAUCUUAACAUAUAUGCUUUAUGCGGAGCUCAGAUGGACCACACUGAGCCCCUUUGUUUUUCAAAUACUCAGUCUCAUAAUCGCACCUUGUUUAGUGUUCCGGUCUCACGUGUGCAUCCCGUCCUAAAACAACGUGUGCUAGGCAGACCGCUGAGUGAACCACAAGGCAAACCAAAGUAAAAUGCAGCCUUGCUAAGCUGAAUCUACAUAACAGUUUGUUCUCAUGUAAUUAGGCAUUAUCAGCCUGUAAUCCACAGCUGUUAAGAUGUGUUGAGCUGUAUGGCUUUUUUUUUUCUGUGGAAUCACUGUAACCAGAAGUGGAAUCUCUCAGCAUUGCAAGUUGCUCUGCGCUGCUUCUGGCUUUGAAUGGGAAAUGUGAAACUUCAGGUUGUCUUGUGACUGACCAGCAUGCAUACAGCUACCUUGUGUGCCCUGUCACUUGUGCACCAUAUUUUAAAAAUGAUUGGUGUCAUCAUUAAUAUUCGUAUUUUUUUUGCAUUUAUCAUCUUUGACAUUUAGAAAAGAGUUUAUAUUCAUAUUGUGAGGUCUGGGUGGGAAUAAAGCUUUUUAUCAUUUAUUAGCUACUCUGAAACUUGUAUAAUGUUGAUACAACAUUUUUGUGUCUCUAUACAGGACCGAUGUUCCUUCUCC